Klebsormidium nitens is the source of this 2663-nucleotide messenger RNA. The record is from the annotation of a GenBank genome assembly. NCBI's taxonomy places the organism in Eukaryota, Viridiplantae, Streptophyta, Klebsormidiophyceae, Klebsormidiales, Klebsormidiaceae.
CGUGGACCCACACAAGCAUAAACUCGGAGCUGCUCGCCUUUCCUGCAAUGUAUCCUAGGUACCUAUUCCAUUGUGCAUGGUUUGCAGCUUCUGCAACGCAGAGAGGAACGGUGGUUGCUGAAAAAUCGGCUGACAAGCAUUGAAAGGCGUCACCAUGGCGUUGUCUCUCAGCUCGCCGCCCUCCGCAAGCUCCCCUCUGCUGGGUUCUCUUCAAUCUGUCCGCAAUUCUAACGCAUGCCCAAACGAAACAUGCACUCAUCUGAGGAGAGCUUGCUUUUCGCGGCGAAUGGUGUCCCAGCAACCACUCACCGCACUCCCAAGCUUCCUCACUGGUAGCACCAAUCGGACUUUUGCGGCCAAUCCUCGGAAGCUGAGGAGGCAUGCAUUAACUUCUAGUUGGCGCAAGCAUGCGAACCCGGGUGCUUUGUCUGUGAGAGCUUCUAUUGCAGACGCGCCGCCAGACAAGAAAGACAGAGCAAAGCCUGCGCAAGUCAGGUCGCCGCUGUUAGAUGCUGACGUUCCGGAGUACGUCAAAGAAGCAGUGCGGACUCAGCCUUGGAAGGGAGUCCUCGAACCCAGCACAGAGCGCAGUUUCACUGUGGACUCUAGCCAUGUGAAGGGGAGAAUACCGGAUGAUCUCCGGGGGACAUACUACAGAUUGGGUCCGGGGAACACGCGCAUGGGGGAGAGGAAACAGGGGCACUGGUUCGAUGGAGAUGGGAUGAUUUACGCCUUCAGUUUGGACGGCUUUAACGAGAGCGUCACGUUCCGAUCGCGUUGGAUCGACACCCCGCGCAUUCGGCAGCGCCUGGCCGCCCCAGAAAACAAGGUCGCCGGGAAGGGCGUUUGGACGCCCGCGGACGGCGGGCCCUUCGCAAACGUCGGAAGUAUGGAGAACCCCAGCAACACGGCGCCGAACUAUUUCAACGGGCAGCUUCUGGCGCUGGCCGAGGGUGGGCCGCCCCGGGAGGUCAACCCGGGCACUCUCGACACUGUAGGAAAAGAGCUGUCGUAUGUUGGGGAUCUCGCCUUCUCCGCGCAUCCCAAAAUCGAUCUGGAUACUGGAAUCAUGUACAAUCACGGAGUCAACCCGGAGCCGAGUCUCAACAUCCUCGGACUCCAGCUCUUCAAAAACUCCCCGGACGGAAAGCUGCUGAAACAGACACGUGUCCCUUUGGACGGCCCGACGUACGUCCACGAUCUCAUGAUCAGCGAGAACUACAUGAUUACAAUCAUCCCCCCCUGGUACUCUACUAAAGCCGACCUCCUCCAGUUCGCCUUGGGCCUGAAAAAAUUCGGAGACUCCUUCAAGUGGGUCCCCGAGCGCGGGACCCGCGCGGUCGUCGCGCGAAAGAGCGACCUCGAGGUGGUGGCUGACGUCAAGCUGCCGUCAUUCUCGAUGUACCACAACGCGAACGCGUACGAGGAGGACGGCAAGCUGCAUCUCGUCACGUGCCGGCUGAACGGCAGCCGCGCCGACCUCGAGACCGUCAUGGCGGACCUGUGGGAAAGCACCUGGUGCUGGGACAGCCUGAGUAGCCUGUGGGACUACACCUUUGACACCAAAACGUGGGCCCUAAUCUCCGAGGGCCCCGCCGCGAAGCGCGCCGACGGAACUCCGACUCCCGCGCACGGGCACGAUUUCCCGACCAUUCACCCGGCGCUCACCGGGAAGAAAAUGCGCUACGUCUACGUGCUGGCGAACGCAAAUUGCGGCCGGUUGGAAGCCCCGGUCAGUCGCGGGGGUUACGUGGGCGCGGCCAAAGUGCCCGGUAGUGACUCCCCGGGCGCGCCCGCGUUUUACAACUGCUACGAAAAGUACGAUUUAGAGACCGGGGAGGUGGAGGAAUAUAACGUCGGGAGGGCGUCUUCGGACACGGUGUUCGUUCCGAAAGCGGGCGGCGAGAAGGAAGACGACGGGUAUCUUCUUGCGGUCGCGUAUAACGAGGACCGGCAUACGUCGAGUGUGGUGGUGGUUGAUGCUGAGUCGAUGUCUGGGGUGUGUGAGAUCGAGUUACCGGUCCACGUCACGACUACUUUCCACGGGUGUUGGGUGCCAAAGUCUUAGUAAGAGUGCGUGCCUGAGGUUCAGGCAUCGGCACCCCCCGCAGCCGCGGCGGGCCAGCAUGCUAAGUGUGAUUUGGAGUGAAGUAUACUAGACCGAUGGGAUCGCUAUAGACUGUAACAUGUUGCUCGCUUUUCCCCACUUGUUGUUUGGUCGAGUGAUAACUGAUCAACGCUCAAUAUUGCUCCAUUUGUAUUUGGUAGUUCGAAGUCGUGGCUGAUAAACAUAAGCGCCCCAGUUCAAGUCUCAUUACGGCCAGGCUAGCCGUUGCACAACAGACACUAGCUUGGCAUUAAGCCUUCAUCUGUCCAGCUCGCUUUUCUGCUCGCUAUAUUAGAAGCUUCAAAUUUUUUCUGUGAAAUUAGUCCUUGUAUAAGUUGUCGUCACUUGGCAGGAUCAAGCUUGCACAUGCAGGUCUGAACCGAGUGACCGAGCUGAGUUCUUGACAAAAUUGCGAAGUUGGAUUAGACGUCAAAACCCGGAAGUUCAGAGAGGAAGUGAAAAUAACGUAGUAUACUCGACUUCAGUAAGCUGGCAAGAGUGACUAGGUCGGGCGCGAGCACACGUGACAUAUGCCUCGAUCAUACAUGUACUCGAU